Messenger RNA from Eurytemora carolleeae, 2363 nucleotides. RefSeq names its product extensin-2. Gene Ontology annotation, cellular component: extracellular matrix. The record is from RefSeq and is a predicted model, not a curated record. NCBI's taxonomy places the organism in Eukaryota, Metazoa, Arthropoda, Copepoda, Calanoida, Temoridae. The coding region runs from base 39 to 2105 and encodes 688 amino acids. The transcript is spliced from 4 exons.
UUUCUCAGGAUACUUCAACCAGACAAAACUGAUGUUCAAUGUGUAGAGCACAAACAAGAAUGAUGAGACUGGGUUGGAUUGUUCUCCUGGUGUCUGAUCUGAGUAGAGGAGUAGAGGUGUAUCCACAUGAGAACGUGGAAAAGUUCUAUCAGUACGGAUAUCAAGUAGAGGAUACACACACUGGAGAUUAUCAUGGUCAUAGAGAACAUACAGAGGGUCAGCUUACCCAAGGAGAAUAUAAGGUUAAACUACCAGAUGGUAGAGUUCAAGUAGUUUCAUAUGAAGCUGAUGAGUUGGGGUUUAGACCAAGAAUAUCAUAUGAACCUGCUCAUCCAGAUUUUGUUGAAACCGUAUACCAUGAAGCUCCUUAUGAGCCCACACAUCAUCAUAAACCCAUCAGUAAAGUAGCUGUGUUACAACCUGGAGAAGUUGUACGUUCUAUCGAUCAUCCUGAACACCUUAAACACCCAGAGCACGCUACGUAUUCUGAACAUGCAGGACACACAGAGCAUCUAAUUCAUUCUGAAUAUCCUGAAUAUCCUCAAAAAAAGCUGAUAAAGAUUGUCCGAACCAUUCCAACCAUAAACUAUACUCCUCCUCCUCUCCUCCCAACACCAAUCCCUUCAAAAACCAAUAUUCAUUAUGAUCCCAGAAAACCAGUUCCUCAAAGUCCUGGUAAUCCUUCAGAUCCUAUUCCUCCUAACCAACAUUACAUUCCUCCUCCUCCCACUCCUACCCAUCAUCAACCUCAUCCUGCUCCUGAUUACAUUCCUCCUCAUACUGCUCCUGAUUACACUGCUCCACAUACUGCUCCUGAUUACACUCCUCCUCAUCCUGCUCCUGAUUACACUCCUCCUCACCCAGCUCCUGAUUACACUCCUCCCUCUCCCCCUCCUCCUCCCCCUGUUGUUCAUGAAAAUGUUUAUAAUCCCAUUUCGUCUCCUGACUAUCAUCCCCAUUUUGAACCUGUCCAGUUUAAAAAUAUAAACGGAGCUUCUAACUAUCCUCAUGAACCUGUGAGUAUUCAUUACUAUACAGCUCCGUCCCACCCUGAGCACCCCGGAUACCAUCCUAGUGUGGUUUACCAGAAUACACCUGUACCAGCAAUAAGGUUUUCAGAUAAUUCCCAUCCACAUUCUCCGAUCCAUCAUGUUCCUUAUUCUGAAAAUACGCCUAAGAAAGUUUUUAAACGAACCUCCCCUCAAUCAGCUCAGAAUCCAACACGAGAGGAAUCUGGACCCGUUAAUUAUUCUACUCCUGCUCCUGCUCCUGCUCAUUUCUCACCUACUCCUCUUCCUAGGAGAAAUUCAAACCCUGGUCCUUCUUCUCCUACUCCAGCUCCAGUUCUUUAUUCUACUGCUUCACCUAGAAGCUAUUCCCCAUCUCCUGCUCUAUACCCCACCCCUGCUCCAAUCCAAUAUUCUACUCCUGCUCCUUCUCAUUCACCUUCUCCAACUAUAAUUUACUAUUCCACAUCAUCUCCUGGUCAAACUCCUACUCCUGUUGCCAGAAGGUUCUCCUCACCCACGCCUCUUCACUAUUCUUCUCCUUCUCCUGUUCACUACUCCACUCCUUCUCCUGUUCAUUAUUCCACUCCAGCCCCUAUUCAGUACUCCUCAACCCCUUCCACAGUAAUUCAGUACACCACUCCUAAUUCUGUUCAUCAUUUCUCAACUCCAACUCCAGUUCAUUCUGACAGAAGAAUUUAUUCUCCAUCUCCCUCUUAUUAUUCAACCCUUUCUCCAAACUAUCCUAGAUCACCAGCAGGAGAAGAUAACUAUCCUUCACCGAACCCAGUUCUCUAUCACAAAGCUGAUCCGAUCCGAAGAUCAGAAAGCAGAGACUCUGAGCAAGGAUAUGCUCAACCUUUGAACCAGCAUUAUGUCCAGGUUGAGAGUAAACCCGAACCUAUGUAUUCCAAUGGACAGACCGUAUAUUACAGUGUAGCUCCGAAUGCUUAUUCACAUACAUCACCUAGCCCUAUAUCCAGGAUGGAUCAGAGUUCUCCAGCAGAUAAUUCUGAUGAAUUGUAUCCAUAUUUAUAUCUUCUUAGUAGCUACUAUCCUCAAGAUCAUCCCCAGCUAGUCAUGACUAAACGAAUUUAAGUGUCAUAUUUCUCAUUUCUCAUUCAGGACUAAAUUAAUAAGAUAAUCCUGGUUUAGGAUUACAAAGAUCUAGGGUCACAAAUCAAGAUUUACCAUUUUGGAAUGGAGAAUUUUACUAAUUAGAUUCAUUCUUCAUUAGGAUUAAAAUAAUAUCAACCCUAAUCAAGAGUUACUUAGAAUCAAUCUUUAUUCCAGAUCUUAUAUUAAUUCUCUAAACCCAGGCGUGAUAUUUAAUGUGCAAUAUGUAUUAUAUGAAAU